AUGGAGGGCGAGGUCCUGGGAGAGGAGGCGCUGCUGCGGAAGCUCAGGGACAGCCGCCGCCGCUUCCAGAGGCGCAUGCAGCAGCUGAUAGAGAAGUACAACCAGCCCUUCGAGGACGCCCCGGUGGUGCAGAUGUCCACGCUGACCUACGAGACGCCCCAGGGAUUGCGAGUUUGGGGAGGAAGAUUAAUAAAGGAAAGAAACACAGGACAAAUCCAGGGCUCCCCGGUGAAGACGGACGACAGGACAGAUGAACCCAUGCGAGUCCCAACUGAAGGUCACGAGCUUCCCUUGCCCUGCACACAAGUUGAGGAUUCAAUAAGCAGUGAUACUGAUACAACUUUAUUCCAGGAAGAUGUGGUCGCUGGUAACUUAAUGCCUGCAGUGCCCUGGAGCCCAGUGAAAAAUGAGCUAAGGAGGAAGUACUUGACACAAGUGGAUAUCCUGCUGCAGGAUGAAGGGGGUUUGGAGUGUGCCAGUUACGGAGAGGGAAAGGACACCCGUGUGACCCUGGUCCCUUCAUUGGCCUCGCCCGCCAGGCCUGCCGUAGAAUGCUACGGUGCCGCCUCUGAAGAGAGCCCCGGUGGCCCAUUUCAGCCGACUUCAUUGCCCAGAGAGGGCGAUGCUUCGCGCUCUUGCUCAGCAGGCCUGGCCCUGGCGCCGAGGGGUGAUGGCACCUCCUUACAGGGAGGGACCGGUGGCAGCAGCUUCUCAAGCAGCCGAGGCUCUGAGGCUGAGGACGUCUGCAACGCGACACUCAGCGAUCUGUACGCGGGCAUGCUGCACUCCAUGAGCUGCCUGCUGGGUGUGAGGCCCUCCUGCGUCAUCUCCACCAAGACGUUCAUCCGCCAGAACUGGAGCUCCAAGCGGAGGCACAGGUGUAAGAGCAGAAUGAACAGAACGAGCUGCAGAGGAGGCGGGCGCUCUCGGAGGAGCCCCCAGGAGAGACGUCCACCCAGCUCCGAACCCGCGAAGGACGUGGCAGUGUUAAGAGAUCGCAAGAACUUACUCGAUGUUUCUGGCCAUAAGAUGGGUUUAAAAUUGGGAGGGGCUUUUCCUGAAGUAAACAAACCCCAGAUCCACGCAUUCACUUCACGUUGGAAGGAGCUUCCGAGAACGCCUCAGAAGCUUCAUUCUUCAUUGACUUACUUAGACUCCAACGCAGUGUAUCGUCUUGAUCAGGAAAAUAGAUUCAUGACAUUAAAGUGGUUGAUUUCUCCUGUAAAAAUAGCUUCUAGACCCAGAGUACCGCCGGGCGAGGGAGGGAAUCGUUACAGGGAGAUCGAAAUCAGAUUUGACAAGCUUCAUCAGGAAUAUUGCUCGAAUCUUAGGAAGCAGCCCUGCCUGACUUACCUUUCCGGCUCCUCAGCUGUGGAUGUGUACAGAGGUGGUCCAGCAAGCCCUGGUAGCCCCCAGGGCGUAGAAGCCCACAGGCCGAGUAGCCCUCUCCGCAGAGCAAAAGGUAAGAGGUUGAGUGAGGCUUUUGAAAGCCUGGGCGAAAGAUCUAUCAGAGAAGGUAGCUGCCCACCAAAGAGUGACUCCUUCCCCUCACUUUCAAAGACCAAGUCCACACACAGCCCGGGCCGCUCGGAGCAGACCUCUGGCCUUGCUUGUCAAGGAAACGAUCUGGGAGGAUUUAGGAAGUCAGUAUCGCUCACCAAAGCCAUUUCAGUACCCAGGGUACAACCUCCAGGCUGUGCCAGGGAUCGUUACGAUGACAUUAAAGAAAAAUUUGACAAGCUUCAUCAAAAGUAUUGCCAAAAAUCGCUUCAGCAGACGCAGGCGCCUUCGUGUACCAGAGCAUCUCCAGAUAAAGCAAGUGUGGGAGUUCGGUAUCAAAAAGAAGACGUCUCAGGAAAAUUCGAUCCAGACUCUGGCUCCCAGGGCCCCCCAAAGUUGUCAUCAUCACCCCAGCAGAGCAUUAAAAGUCCCCUCGGCUCGAACACAAUUGGGGCCCCUCCAUCUACAGGUUUUGCUCUCGAUGCCGGCUGGGGCCGUCAAGUCCCCACAAAACGACGCCGAUUAUCAGACCCUCAGGUGUGCAGACAGUGGGCUGGACCCUGGGAUUUCUCACCUGUGGGCAGAGCCAUCCCAAGGCCCGGGGAAGAGGCUGGCUCUUUACAGCACACCUGGGAAGAGAAGAGGAAAGAACAACACACCUUUCAGGAUGGAAGAGAAAAGUGAUUUCGUGUUAGAAAACCUCAAAGCUGAAAAUCUAUCGCCAAGUUAUUCUGAAGUAUUCUCUCUUUCCUCUCUUUG
This is a messenger RNA of Balaenoptera ricei (Rice's whale), 2259 nucleotides long. It is a transcript of the gene HJURP, whose product is annotated as Holliday junction recognition protein. Gene Ontology annotation, cellular component: nucleus; chromosome, centromeric region. The coding region runs from base 1 to 2184 and encodes 727 amino acids. The record is from RefSeq and is a predicted model, not a curated record. Gene Ontology annotation, biological process: CENP-A containing chromatin assembly. NCBI's taxonomy places the organism in Eukaryota, Metazoa, Chordata, Mammalia, Artiodactyla, Balaenopteridae. Gene Ontology annotation, molecular function: histone binding. The transcript is spliced from 9 exons.